CGCAUGUCUUAUGUCUGGUGUGGUUUCUCUUAAGUGAAUCUAAACUCUAAUAGUUUCUCCUUAUAUAUAUCAUGCAACAAGCCUAUUGGAUUCUUCAUCAACCACAACUUGCAUUCAAAGAGUUACGUUAUACAACACAAUUUGCACAUCUCUUCCUCUUUCCAAUCUUAAACAGCUUUUCCCUAAAUAUAAUGAUGAACACAAAGAAGCUCUUGAAGAUGGCCAAGAAAUGGCAACAGAGAGCUGCCUUAAGAAGGAAAAGAAUCUCUUUUCAUAGAUCAACUGAUACUACUAGCAGCUCAACCGCUGCAGAGAAGGGCUGUUUUGUGGUUUACACAUCCGAUAGAAUCCGCUUUGCUUUUCCAAUAAGUUAUCUGAGCAACUCUGUUAUCCAAGAGCUCUUGAAGAUAUCCGAAGAAGAGUUUGGCAUCCCCACGGAAGGACCAAUCACAUUGCCAUUCGAUUCGGUUUUCUUGGAGUAUCUCAUCAGAUUGGUCCAAAGACGAAUGGAUGGAGACACAGAAAAGGCUCUUAUAACGUCAAUCUCUAGUACUAGAUGUUCUUUACCAUGCUCUUUUCAACUUCAAGAACAUAGUAGUACUCGGCUUGUAUUUUAGAGAAUCAAAAUCAAGCCAUUUCUUCUUUGUUUGUAAUGAUUCUACUGUAUUAUUAGAUUAGUCAGAUCAUUACAGAAAUACAAGAUAUCAUGUUUGUCUCUCUUUU
Molecule: messenger RNA, 723 nt
Organism: Arabidopsis thaliana (thale cress)
Lineage: Eukaryota; Viridiplantae; Streptophyta; Magnoliopsida; Brassicales; Brassicaceae
Product: SAUR-like auxin-responsive protein family
Exons: 1
Coding region: 72-617 (181 amino acids)
Biological process (GO): response to auxin
Cellular component (GO): plasma membrane
Source: RefSeq, marked reviewed